Messenger RNA from Jaculus jaculus (lesser Egyptian jerboa), 2511 nucleotides. RefSeq names its product golgin, RAB6 interacting (gene Gorab). The record is from RefSeq and is a predicted model, not a curated record. Lineage: Eukaryota; Metazoa; Chordata; Mammalia; Rodentia; Dipodidae. Gene Ontology annotation, biological process: non-motile cilium assembly. Bases 294 to 1340 code for a protein of 348 amino acids. The transcript is spliced from 5 exons.
GGGGGCCAGGCAACAUCUCAGUCUUGCAGCCGAACUUGGUAGCUUUGUUCAUGUGGUCCUGGAUUUGUAGGCAUGAAAGGUGCAAGAGAAAGGGGCUCAACGGAGGCUUGUAUCAAUUCCUGGCCUAAGGCCAGACAAUGUGUGGCAAUGUCAGAGUCCCUACAGGGAGGUAGUGAGAGGCCAUUGUGUGAAACUGGGAAGAUGAAGCCUACCUUACAGCAGAAACCCCAAUCAUGUUGGAGAUGCUAAGACUGGAAAUGUGUAGGCAUGGAGUGGUACUGGCCCAUUAGAGAAUGUAUGCCACAGGCAGCAGAUCUGGAGAUUCAUUUGGACCUCAGCGCCGUCUCCCUGUGAAGAAAACCCGACAACAACUUCAGCGAGAAAAAGCCCUUCUGGAGCAAAGCCAAAAACUUGGACUUCAAGAUGAGCCAUCCUCAUUACCUCCUGGGCAGCAGCUUUCUGCACCAAAACAGAGCUUUAGCAUUGAACAACACCGCUGUUCCAUUACUGCUUCUAGUCCUCUCGCACUGCCCUCUCCUACUGCAAAGCCACAGGGCACUGACAGUCAACCAAGGGAACAAGGACUUGAGAAUUCCCAUGAUGGUCACAGAAAUGAGAUUCUGCCUCCAAAGCCAGAUUGCAUAUUGGAAACAAAGAAAGUGGAAUUGCAAGAAAAAUCUCGUUGGGAAGUCCUGCAACAAGAACAGCGACUAAUGGAAGAGAAAAAUAAGCGUAAGAAAGCUUUCUUGACUAAAGCAAUUGCAGAAAGAUCUAAAAGAACUCAGGCCGAAACCAUAAAGCUGAAGCGGAUCCAGAAGGAGUUGCAGGCUUUAGAUGACAUGGUGUCAGCUGACAUUGGAAUCCUCAGAAACCGAAUUGAUCAGGCUAGCCUAGACUACUCAUAUGCAAGGAAGCGGUUUGACAGGGCCGAAGCUGAGUACAUCACAGCAAAGCUAGAUCUCCAGCGCAAGACAGAGACCAAAGAACAGCUCACAGAACACCUCUGCACUAUCAUCCAGCAGAACGAGCUCCGCAAGGCCAGGAAGCUGGAGGAGCUGAUGCAGCAGCUGGAUGCACAAGCUGAUGAGGAGACUUUGGAUUUCCCAGUGGAGGUUGUAAACUUGCUGGAGGAACAGGAACAGGAAGCGGAAGCAAGGAAACAAGUGGUUGCUGUAGAGAGGCCUCUCCAGCUUGGUGGGGACGGUAUGUCAUUAGGGUGUGCCAAAGACAACAAAAAGCCUCAAGAACAAGCUGGUCCCCCAAAGGUAGACAAACCAUGUGAAAAGUCCAGUAGCUUGACCUCUAAUCAAGACUUCCCAGACAGAAGUGCUAAAACUUAGCAUUUCUGCUGCUCUGACUACAUGAGGGGCUGUCACUUAUGUAACUUUCUGCGGAUUGUGUCCCCUUUUCUGAUAAAAGCCUCUUUAAAACCAAGAUUAGUUAUAGAAGGCUAAGAGGUUUGGUCAUUCCCAAUUCCGAAAUUGUGGCAAUUUUGUACCUGUAGGGAUAUUUCACCUUGAUUUUACUUAAUUCCCUUAGUGUUCCUUUAAUCCUUAUUAUUGAGUUCAAAAUAAGUGGUUUAAAAGGAAGGAAGGAAUUACCAUGAGACUUUUUUUAUAAUCAUGGAAAAUGUUAAUAAAAAUUUAAAAAUUAAAAAAAAAAAAGAAAGGAAGGACUCAAGGUCAUGGGUUUGAAUCCUUAGCACUACAAAACAAGCAAAAAUGAUGGACAGAAAACUACUUGGCUAAGGUGUUUUUGAACCAGUAAGUACAGUAAAACAAAAUGAAAAAUACUCAAUACUUAAACAUGAUUAACUUCUGGAAGAAGUGUUGAGAAUACAGGUACUGUUUUAUUCAGUCAUUGAAAAGACAUAAAUAACUACAUAAACCAAAGAAGAGAUGGGAAGAAAGUACAGGGGAAGUCAUGAAUUAGAUCUUACUACAGUUAGAAAGGACAACUAGGAAAUCAGAGUUUACAGAAAGAAUUAGACAACUUAAGCCUACAUGAUUUUUGUCUUUAUUGCAUGCAAAUGGUUUUAGUUUAAACCUGAAUAUUUGUUAGUUGAAGUUAACAUGCAUAUACUGUGUAUCCAUAUCAUAUUUUACUUUUAAACUAUUCUGUUUUCUUUAAUCAGUGGGCUGAUGAAUGAAACUUAGACAAUGAAAGCAUUUCUAAAAUGAGGAUAAAAAUGAUAACAAAAAAUCUCAUUGCUAAUUUUUAUUUUCUAAACAAUUGAUGUACUUCCUUCCUAAAGCCAUCAGUAAAAUAAGUGUUUUAUAUGUUGGACAUUAAUUACCCUGUCAUAGGCAUUUUAGUUGUAAAAAUGCUGAUUUCUCAUGACUUCAAUAGUUUGUUAAUUAUCUGUUACUUAAUACUUGACCACUACAUCAUGUUACAUGUAAAUGUGCAUACAAAUAUUGUACUUUUGUCACAGAAUCCAUCACAACCUUAAAUUAUGACAUAUUUAUCAAAAAUUCCAAAUUAAAAAGCUACAUUUUUAAUUAUAAAAAG